AACCUCGAACGACGAUAUUCGUAGAUUUGCUGAAACGCGACGUUAAUUACGGUUAAUCGUUCAUCGACGAUUUCUAUGCUUACUAAGACGUGUUUCACGAUGCUGUACAGUUCCUUCUUGAUGUACCAUUGAGAUUUUUCGAACAUCGAGGCGACGAGUACACCUACGAGAUCGUUGGUUCCCUCUUUAAUUGCACAGAAGCUAAUCAUACUUUCCAUAUGCUUGAACACCCCGUUCAUGAACAUUUUCAUGGAGACGGCGUCGUCGAACAAACCGACGGCCUUAAGCAGCGGUUCCGCUCGACAAAAAUAGGCCUGAAACACGCGUAAUUCUAAUCUGAUUCGCUCUAAUCCGAAGCGUUCGCCAUAUUCGUGCAAUUUCUUUGAAAUAUCGGUGUUUUAAGGUGCACAAGAGCAAAGGAAGUUAUUUCCAUUUAGAAUAACGAGCGUACGACAUAGUAUAGGGUGAUCGGUGCGAUCGAGUAAACAUUUGCUUCGAAAUUUACGGAUAUCUUUUAAGCGUAAUAAACUGUACUUCGGGCGGCGAUGUACUAGUACAAAGUGGAGCGUUUGCAUGAAUCUGUUUAACCGAAGGUCGACGAUCCGAUAGCCCGCCGACAGUCUCUGCCACACCAUAGACGCGUCCACCGUGUACGGAUCGUCCUUCUCCUGUAACUUUCUGAUCGCCAGGAUACGAAGAUUCAGCGAAAAGAAAUCGCUUUCCUUGAUCGAGCUGCGCCUGCGAGACUCGAUCGAAUUGUCUCUCGCACUUUGUCUCUUGGCAAACAUAUUACGAUGAAACUGAAAGAAACUGUCCGAAGGAUAUCUCUGAUAAAGGAAUUUCAAUUGGAAAUUUUCAACCGUUUCGCACGCACGAAUUUCACCUAACGCUGCUUCCAAACUUCCCGACGAUUCUCGACUUUGAAGUUGUUCCCUUAUCGAAUCCUCGGCUCGACGCAUUCGUUCGUAGACACAUUCGGAAUUUCUAUAUCAACGCGUUACGCGAUCUUCGUUUCUUUUCUCUACGAAAUGCGAGUUUAAGUUAACCGCAGUACGCUCGUCGUGUACCGAAUCUGCAGGAUAUCGGCUACCUAUGGAAAUGGACGCGAUCGAGGAAAAAGACGAAUUCGCGUUGGCAGUGGAGACUCGGAUGAAAGCUCCUCUCGAAUGGCACUCGUCGGCCGAAUGUAGAAUAUCGGACUUGAGGGAAUCGCAGUACGACGAAGCUUUGCGUCUGAUCAAACGCCACUUCUUUCGCGACGAGCCUAUGUGCAAGGCGUCCUCGUUGCUCCGAGAUGAAACGUCGGUGAACGGUUACCUGGAGCUCGUAAGAACGUGGAUGAAGGACACGACAAGCCUGAUCGCUACCAGUAUGAAAUCUGGGCGUGUGGUUGGAACGGUUGUCGCGCGAAUUAACAGCGACCCUGAGAAAACCGACACUUACCAUCGUGUGCAGGUACGAUCGCGAUUUGCGCCGCGAAAGGCGAACGCGUUGGCGAUAGCCUUCCAGCGAAGCUUCGACGGGGCAAAAACCUCGAGAACGAAUCCUCUUACUAUCCUGCAAGGAGAGAGUCUGCGCAAGAUCAUGCAUCUGCUGAAUACGUUGAUCAAGCAAACGAACGCGCACAAAACGUUCGAUCAGCAGGAGUAUUACUGCGUAUACGUUCUCUGUGUACAUCCGUCUUAUCGAGAGAAAGGCGUGGAGAUCGCGUUGCUGAACGCUUGCGUGCAAGUUGCGGUGUCUUUGAGAAUACGGGCGAUCGGUGGCCUUUUCACGUGCGGUGCCAGUCAAGCAUGGGCGCGCAGCGUGGGCUUCCAACUUCUUUCCGAGAUUCGUUACAGUUUAUGGAUUCUCGACGAUCGAAUCGUCUUCGACGAUCCAGGAAGGGGAAAUUACUCGGCCGCUAUGAUGGGCAAGUUGAUAGCGCCGGAAGAAGAAUCGGAGGAUUCGAAGGAAGGCGAGGUAUCGUCCGUCGAUACAACGUCGAAACAAAGAAACUCGCUUGGCUGCAAGUAGAAUUGUUAUCGUACUUGCUGAAGCAAAAUUCUAACGUAAAGGUAGACUCGUGUACGUAUAAACGAUUAAAAAUGGACGUUCAGUUGCAAAA
This is a messenger RNA of Bombus impatiens (common eastern bumble bee), 2107 nucleotides long. RefSeq lists its product as uncharacterized. The record is from RefSeq and is a predicted model, not a curated record. NCBI's taxonomy places the organism in Eukaryota, Metazoa, Arthropoda, Insecta, Hymenoptera, Apidae. Gene Ontology annotation, molecular function: N-acetyltransferase activity. The coding region runs from base 1093 to 2016 and encodes 307 amino acids. The transcript is spliced from 3 exons.